UGCGCUCUGUGCCAUUCAUUUGAAGUGCAAAUGCUUAUAACGUGCACUGCUACAUAGAUGAGAUAAGAGCUGCUGUCAGUAGGUCUCUCAUCCCGGGAAGAAGGCAAAACCAAGUCACGGACAGAUCCAAGCCAUCUGGCGCACACACAGCUUUUUCAUUUUUGACGCACAGACGCGCACUGACUGCAGCCCCAGGACCUGACAGCUUAUCUAGUCCACACCACUAAGCAAACUAUCGCCGAACAUGGAGCGCAGAAUCCCAGAUUUCUCCGGCACUUGGGAGAUGAAGAGCUCUGAAAAUUUUGAGGAACUCUUGAAAGUGUUAGGUGUGAACGUGAUGCUACGCAAGAUUGCAGUGAAGGCAGCCUCCAAGCCCCUUGUGGAGAUUACUCAGGAUGGAGAAACGCUCUCUAUUAAAACAUCAACCACAGUCCGAACCACCCACAUCACCUUCACUGUUGGGCAGGAGUUCAAUGAGACCACUGUGGAUGGGCGUCCCUGCACGAGUUUUCCACGUUGGGAAACAGACAGCAAGAUCAGCUGUGAGCAGACUCUGCAGAAAGGAGAGGGGCCUAAGACAUCUUGGACCCGAGAGCUCACCAGUGACAGCAAGCUGAUCUUGACCAUGAGAGCAGAUGAUGUGAUAUGCACCAGAGUCUACGAACGACAACAAUGAACAAGAGCACUUCUCACUUUUUGCCCUUUCAGCUCGCCCCGCGUCUACAGCAUCACCGCUUUGCGUCAUUGCUCCUCUUUGUCAGAGCUGGGAAAUAGCAGCCUAUAGUUUUAUUCCAGCAUCCAUGUUAGCUUCACUAUAUAAUAGGUGUGGUAAUUGUAUCUAGCAUGUCACAUGUACACUAUAGUCUUAGCUACUGUGCUAUCCGUCUGUCUUUCCAGACCCAUCAAACGUGACCAGCUGAAGAUUUAAACAUGAAAAUGUCUUCUGCAUUGUAUGUAGACUUGCUGAGGAACAUCUUGUGUAUUUGGCAUUGUGUGUUUGAGUGUGAGUGUGAGUGUGUGGAAGGAGACGGGGUGUGAGACUAUAUUUGUAGACGUGUAAACCAAUCUGAGCUCUUCCAGUCUUCGGGUCAGUUUUGAUGUGUCCCUCUGUCCUCUCUGUUGCCCUGCCCUCACAACUUUAACCUUUUUCUAUCUCAUGAUGACAUUUUAUAUUUAUUACUACGCUAGUGUCGGUUUUUACAUUGUGCCUCUUUUAUACGAAAUGUGAUCGUAGGAAACAACACUUUCUAUGGGAAAACAAUAAACUACGACAUUAACUCA
This is a messenger RNA of Oreochromis aureus, 1281 nucleotides long. RefSeq names its product cellular retinoic acid binding protein 2, a (gene crabp2a). Gene Ontology annotation, molecular function: fatty acid binding. Gene Ontology annotation, biological process: fatty acid transport. The record is from RefSeq and is a predicted model, not a curated record. The transcript is spliced from 4 exons. Bases 245 to 676 code for a protein of 143 amino acids. Lineage: Eukaryota; Metazoa; Chordata; Actinopteri; Cichliformes; Cichlidae. Gene Ontology annotation, cellular component: nucleus; cytosol.